CUUUUACACGCAACUGCGCCACGAAUCCGUGCAAUACCUUUCAGGAUAUAUUAUAAUAAAACACGUUGACAAACAGAGCGCACCCUUAAUGAUCGAUCAGGGUUGCCAGCCUUCCGAACUCUUUGGCCGUAGCGCCUGCUACAGUCCCGCGCCGACCGUAGACCGCUACGCGCGUAGCCCGUAGCACUUCUUCAAACUUACAACAGUUACAAAAGUAUACUUACAAGUGACCGAGUUGAUAAGUGGAAGUGAUAAGUGGUUUAUACGGAUCGGAACGAAGCGGCGAUGUCGCUGGUGCCGCCCGGCGGCGCGGACUCGCCGAGCCCGCGCCGCGCCGUCAGUCCUCUGCUGGAGUCGCGCCGCCCGCACUGCACGCUCGCCUGCGACUACUGCGCGGCCGUGCUGGAGGACAAGUUCAAACGUAGUGCAGAGAUGCGCAAUCGAGGCACGUCACCGCUGUCCGUGUCUCCGCGCCAGUCUCUCACGGGGGAACCGCCCUGGACGGUUCCGGAAGAUGAUAGGCCAGACUUCUUAGCGCUCAAGGAAAAUAUCCACAGAAUUAACAAGGACUGCGAGACAUCCACGCGGCUGGACAUGCUGUUGACGCAAGUAGAGCAAUACGCCAACAACCUCGAAGCACUGGUGGAGGAGCGCACGUCCGACUAUCUUGAGGAGAAGAGAAAGUGCGAGGAGCUGCUCUAUCAACUCUUACCGAAGUCAGUCGCCUCGCAGCUUAUUAUGGGUCAGCCGGUCAUGGCCGAGACCUAUGAUCAGGUGACAAUAUACUUUAGCGACAUCAUCGGCUUCACGAAACUGUCCGCAGAAUCUACGCCCCUGGAGGUCGUCGACCUCCUGAACGAUUUGUACACCAUGUUCGACUCCAUUAUUGAAAACUUUGACGUCUACAAGGUGGAGACCAUUGGUGACGCAUACAUGGUGGUAUCAGGUCUGCCCAUGCGCAACGGUAACCGGCACGCGGCGGAGAUCGCGCGCAUGUCGCUUGCGCUGCUGAAUGGAGUGGCAUGCAAGACUGUGCCCCACCGGCCUGGGGAGCGACUACUGUUGAGGAUUGGAAUGCAUACAGGACCAUGUGUGGCUGGUGUGGUGGGACUAAAGAUGCCGCGCUACUGCCUCUUCGGGGACACCGUGAACACCGCCUCGAGGAUGGAGUCUCACGGCGAGGCGCUUAAGAUACACGUCAGUCCCAAGACCAAAGAAGUCCUAGACUUGUACGAUUGCUUCGACUUGGAGUGCAGAGGAGAAAUCACGAUGAAGGGUAAAGGAAAAAUGACGACUUACUGGUUGCUUGGCGAGAAAAAAUCCAAAAAUCCUCAAAUUCAUAGCUAUGAUGAUUUAAAUGGGAGUGAAAACACUGCAAAUAACCCUAGCAUAACAUUCCAAGGCCCUGACAGCCCUGCAGCUCACUCGGUCAAACAUCGUCAAAAGAGUCCUGAAUAUAAAAUUAAUGACCAAAAAACUCAAGAUUCUCAUAAACAAACACCUCUCGAAUUACUAAAUGAACGAGACCGUAUUAAGCAUGAAAUUGCAACAUUUGUAGCAAAAGAUCUGAUCAACAAUAUUGAUAUAGCCGUGAAAGAGUUCAGAAAAUCACAAAGCGCAAAUUUUGCAGCAAUGAUGGCUGUCCAAAGUAAAACAGUUUGUAAUGGAAACGACAGAGGCCUAAUCACACCCACUUAUGAUAAGGAACUUGUCAUUAGCAAAGGUAAGGUGCGAGAUGUCGUCAACCGAUUCAACAACAGUGUAGGCAACGAUACUAAGAUCGGUAAACCGAAAUCGAUUAAAGCUGAAGACUGAAUUGCAUGAAAUAAAGCAACGCCUAAUUCCCUUGCCCGGUCCAAAACCUUUUUUCUUUAUGAAAAAACUUUUAAACUAAUAUUAAGAGUUUAGACAAUGUUUCUAUUUAAGCGUUACCAGAGUAUUUUGUGCCAAGCACAUUCCAUAGUCUAGUCAUUAUCGAAUAAGUACCUAACAGUCUCCU
Molecule: messenger RNA, 1999 nt
Organism: Cydia amplana
Lineage: Eukaryota; Metazoa; Arthropoda; Insecta; Lepidoptera; Tortricidae
Product: atrial natriuretic peptide receptor 2-like
Exons: 9
Coding region: 286-1815 (509 amino acids)
Biological process (GO): intracellular signal transduction; cGMP biosynthetic process; receptor guanylyl cyclase signaling pathway
Cellular component (GO): plasma membrane
Molecular function (GO): adenylate cyclase activity; guanylate cyclase activity; peptide receptor activity
Source: RefSeq, a predicted model, not a curated record